AAUAGUCCUGUACCAAUUUUUUCGGCUGGUGUGAAGUGAGUAACAACGGAUAAAGGGGGUGGGUACAUGUUCGAUUAACGUUGGUGCAAGUACGAAAAAGUAACGAGUUACGGUUUUUUUUGUUUCGGAUAAGAUCAUCAUCAAGUGAUUUAUUUUCUCGCAAGUAAUUGGUGACACACUUUCGAUUGUGUACACAACGCGAGCAAGUAAUUCAGUGUGACCGGUCGGCGAAACUUUGGCGCUCGUUGUGCUCAUACAGAUCAUCACCCUUAAAAGAAAAGCUAUUUGAUAAAAAUGUUGAAUAAGGUUCUCCCGGUGUCUUCUUAAAUACCUUAAACUCAGGCCUUGUUGAAAAACUAUAAGUGUGUUGUGGUUUUACCUUAUCAAAAAUGGCCAGAGAUUAUGAUCAUCUCUUCAAAUUGCUUAUAAUUGGUGACAGUGGUGUUGGCAAAAGCUCUCUAUUGCUCCGUUUUGCAGACAACACCUUUUCUGGAAACUAUAUUACAACAAUAGGUGUGGACUUUAAAAUUAGGACCAUAUUACUCAAUGGUGAACGUGUCAAAUUACAAAUCUGGGACACUGCGGGACAAGAAAGGUUUCGAACCAUUACAUCAACGUACUACAGAGGAACUCAUGGUGUAAUUGUAGUGUAUGACGUCAGUAGUGGAGAAUCCUUUGCAAAUGUAAAAAGGUGGUUGCAUGAAAUAGAACAGAAUUGUGAUGUUGUCAACCGAAUAUUAGUUGGCAACAAAGAUGAUAUGCCUGACAGGAAAGUGGUCUUAACUGAAGAUGCUCAGAGGUUUGCUAGCCAGAUGGGUAUACAACUCUUCGAGACGAGCGCCAAAGACAACAAGAAUGUGGAGGAAAUGUUUAAUGCCAUUACCCAGCAAGUUUUACUCACGAAAAAAGAACAAAAGGAGCAGGCCAGCAACGCGAACGACACAAUCACUGUCGGCAAAGGAAGAAAACCGACAAAGAAAAGCAAAUGCUGUUGAAAAGGAUAGUUCGUCUCUUCCCCUGUUUCUUGGCGCACCAACGCUCAAAUAGGGGGUCCUGCUGUGACGCUGUAUCAUUGAUUAAACGACAGAAUUCUACUAGACACUCCAUCCCUUCAUAUCCGUUGAGACAGGGGCAUCCAAAAACACACGAAAAUUUAGUUUCCUUCCGUUACCCACCUCUACUCUACUCUCGGAUUUGAUUUCAUUUAAAUUCUUGUUUUCUUUUUUCCCUUUUUUUUUCAUUUUGCUUGUUCGUAAUGUCUUUCUUAAAUCUUCUUUUUAAUUGAAUUGUGUGUCUACUGCGUUACUGAUUUAUUAAAGCAACAAUUUGUCCGCCUUGCAACUUGGUGUGUUCCAUUGUCGUGUACAGCUUUCAGUCCAUUUGGGAUUAAUUGUCGCUGUUUUGUAGUCUCUCCUUCAACAUCUUCUUUAACUGGGCUGUAUUUUUUUUUUCUUUCCUAUUCCUCUUCCUUUCCCUGAUGGAAUGCGUUUUGAACAUGUUUUAUUCCUGGGGAAACCGGGAUAACCACCUACUCGCUCGUCUUCAUUGACUGAAAUAUAAAUUGAUAUGGGCAUUCCAAGUAAAUUAA
Messenger RNA from Daphnia pulex (common water flea), 1588 nucleotides. It is a transcript of the gene Rab35, whose product is annotated as ras-related protein Rab-35-like. The coding region runs from base 390 to 995 and encodes 201 amino acids. Gene Ontology annotation, cellular component: plasma membrane; endosome membrane. The record is from RefSeq and is a predicted model, not a curated record. Gene Ontology annotation, biological process: endocytic recycling. The transcript has 6 exons. Gene Ontology annotation, molecular function: GTPase activity; GTP binding. NCBI's taxonomy places the organism in Eukaryota, Metazoa, Arthropoda, Branchiopoda, Diplostraca, Daphniidae.